Cladocopium goreaui is the source of this 4240-nucleotide messenger RNA. The record is from the annotation of a GenBank genome assembly. Lineage: Eukaryota; Dinophyceae; Suessiales; Symbiodiniaceae.
AUGCACUUGCAACAACAAACAAGCCAGGAAACAUGGCAGACCACUUUCCAAGGCACUAAUUUAAGACAAGAUCCACCAAGGCCGCAGCAGCUGCAGCCCCUUGCACCGCACCGAAUUGCCAGCAGCGCUAGCAGCGCCACGGCGAAGAACAUGGUUGAGGAGAAGGCUGAAGAAGGGAAGCUGGAAGAAAAGUUGAAGACAAAAGGAAUGCUGAAGCUGAUGACAUGCGUGCCAUUAGCCUCAAAGCAUGCGCUGGAUGUUUUGUCAGGAGUCCAAGAAUUGGUGGUGAAGCUCAGAAGGUAUGGCUACCCAGUCGUACGCCUGCACACGGACUAUGAAACAACCUUUGUCAACAAGCACUUGAAGGGAUGGUGCUUGAACCGAGGAAUUGUGAGGACAUCGUCCACCCCAGAAGAACACCAACAAAAUGGAAGAGCGGAAGCUGCAAUAGCUUCUAUCAAGGGAAGGGUGCGACGUCUCUUGCACUCCUCUGGCAUGGAGACGAAGUGGUGGCCGAUUGCAGCACGACAUGUGGUAGAGCUGGAGAGAAGAAGGUUUGAAAAGAUUGAGGACAAGCUGCCAAGGUUUGGACAGAAGAUAGUGACAAGAAAGCGGAAAUGGAAAAGAGGAGAUGAGUUUGAAACUACAGCGCAAGAAGUCACUUACCUGACUCCAAUCCCAGAAGUUUCAAAAGGACAUGCGGUUAUGGAAGAAGAUGGGAGUUUCAAGGUGGUGAGCUGCCUGAUCCAGGACUGCAAAGAGCCGCAGGAGGAAGAAAAGAAGUUGGAGUUAGAAGAAGUGAUUCAAGAAAGGGAUCCUAUGGAAGCGCGAAGAAGACUGAGGAAAAAGAUGUCAGUCGCUUCUUUGAGGAUUCCAGAAGAAGAAUUUGCAGAAAGUAUCAAGCUGUUCCAGGCAGUUUUGGAGCAGGAUGAAGCGAUGUACAAUGAAGACGAAGAGGUCAUUCCGGCAGUGAUGAAAGGGAUGAUUGCCAUCAGAAAGGAAAUGGCGGCACUGCAAGAAGGCCGACUUGAAGAAGAAGUGCUACAGACCAGGGUAGUUUCCAACCAGGAAGUGUAUCAAAACAAAGGUGAGUGGGUUGGAGCUAUCAGAAAGGAGAUUAACAAUUUGGUGCAGAAAGGAGCAGUCAAGAGGCUGACCAAAGAGGAAGCUGCGUACUACAAGAGAGAGCAUGCAGACAAGUUGGAGGUGGUGCCAGGAAAAGCAGUACACACGAUAAAAGCACCAGAUGGUAAGAAGAAAUGCCGCCUGGUGGUGUGUGGGAAUCACCUUCAAGGAGGAGACAAAAAAGAAACCAAGGAGGAACAUGCCAACUACUAUGCAGGAGGGGCAGACACAAUCUGCCUGCGACUUGCACUGUCCAUGGCAGCACGCUAUGGGUGGGACAUUGCAGGUUUAGAUGUGGUUGCAGCGUUUUUGAACGCGCAGCUGGGGGAUGUGCAUGAGAAACCACAACCAAGAGAAGACCCAACAAGAGACAGAGGCCGCAUUGUGUUGAUGCAACCACCGCGGGUUCUGGAAAGACUAGGUCUGAUCGAAGUUGGAGAGCUUUGGCUAGUGGAACGUGCCCUCUAUGGACUGAGAGAGUCGCCUCGCCUGUGGAGUGAUCACAGGGAUGGAACCCUACAUGGCAUGGAAAUACAACAAGGAGGCAGGACGUUGAAGUUGCUGCCGAGUUUUGCAGAAGAAAACCUUUGGCUGAUCAAGGAUACCAGCCUUAGAGAUGAAGGUGGAGUGCAAGGAUUGGUUUUGAUUUACGUGGACGACAUGUUGGUCAUGUCGAACCCGGAGAUCACCAACAUGGUGGUGGAAAAGAUACAGAAGACAUGGGAAGUGACCAAACCUCAAUGGGUCACUGAAACAGAGCCAGUUCGGUUCUGCGGGAUCGAGAUCUACAAGAACAACGAAGGGGAUUACUUUGCGGGACAGCAGUCCUUUGUGAAAGAAGUGCUGAAGCGCCACAACUGCAAGGAGUUUGCGGCAUCCCCUUUGAAAGACAACUUCGAGCCGGAGGAGGAGCUAGAUAGGACAAGAGAGGAGAUCCAACUGGCCCAAAAACUGGCCGGAGAACUGCUGUGGUUGGCCGGAAAGACCCGACCCGACCUAGCUUACACUACCAGCCGUAUCUGUUCAAAUGCAACCAGGUCUCCAAAAUGGUGUGCAGGAGCAGCUGCACACACCAUGAAGUACCUCAACAGAACCUGGGGUAUGGGACUGUACUUCAGGAAGAAGGGAGGGAAUGUCCUGGAAGUGGCAACAGAUGCCAGUUUUGCACCAGGUGGUGGUUUGUCGCAUGGCUCAGUGGUAGCAAGCAUGGGAGGUACGCCAGUGAUGUGGAGGUCCUCAAAACAGCCUUUCCCCUGUUUGUCUACCGCAGAGACUGAGCUGGUAGAAGCCAUCGAGGGAGUCAUAGUUGGAGACUCUUUAGCAUGCAUAGUGGAGGAGUUGGAAGGAAGAGUGGAUAAGCAGCUGGUAUGUGACAACAUGGCAGCCGUGGCUUUGUCCACCACGCGGACAGGAGCUUGGCGCACACGGCAUUUGAAAGUACGUGCGACACACCUCAAAUGGAGGGUGGAAGCUGGAGACUGGAAGAUGCACCAUGCACGGGGCACAGAGCUCGUCGCAGACAUGGGUACAAAGCUUCUUGGUGCCAACAAAACGAAGGAUCUGUCAAAGAAGAUGAAUCUGGAAUGGCUACCAGAUGUAGUAGCUUUCUCCAGAGCGAAGGAAGAAAGGAUUGAGAAAGAGGAAGAAAAAUUGGCAGAGGAACAGGACAGAGAACCAGCUGUGACGGUAUCCAAGAAGGUCUUUGCAGGAGAUAUGGAAAAGGUGGUAAAGAUCGCCACCCUCAUGGCGGUACUUCAGAAGGUAGAAAGAGUAUAUGCCAUGGACAAGAGUGAGACGGAAGAAGGAUCAGAAGUUUUGGCGGCAUUUGGCUUGUUGAUGAUGAUCCUUGGAGUGGUUUUGUACAAGUUGGUAGAAAGAAUGUGGAAGAUCUUUCAUGAGAAGAGAGAUCACGAGGAAUGCCAAGCUCGCGCCCUUACGCGCGACUCUCGCGCCCUUAUGCGCGACUCUCGCGGCCUUAUGCGCGACUCUCGCGGCCUUACGCGCGACUUUCGCGGCUUCAUGCGCGAUCGAGAACGUCACCAACUUCAUGUACGCGAAGAAGAAGAAGAGAUAAGUUGUGAAGAAGGAGAACAGACCAUCGUGAAAGUGGCGACUCUGAGGAUGAGAAAAGCUGAAAACAAAGGUUCCAAUGAAAAAAGACAGGAAGGAGGAAGCUCCGCUACCAGAAGCGACAGUCACACAACCGAGAAAGGCACGGAGGAACGACAUGACAAAAAGGGAGCACAGACAGACGGAGCUGUGGGAACCCUGGAGGAGAGGGAGCCCAGUCUGCUCGUCCUGGACGACGCUGUGGGAACCCUGGAGGAGAGGGAGCCCACUCUGCGGGUCCGAGCGGAGCAGUGCCCACUCCUGGAUGGCGCUGUGGGAACCCUGGAGGAGAGGGAGCCCAGUCUGCGGGUCCGAGUGGUGCAAAGCCUAACCAAGGUGGUCGUUGAGAAGCUCACGAUCAUGGCCACAAAGGAGCUCCGCAAAGGCUACACGCAGUUUCAGCUGGGCGUCUCCUUCUGCGGAAGGGACCUCAAAUCGAGGCGGGUCCCUUGGAGAAUGGGCUUAAUGUGCCUCUCGAAGCCCAGCACGAUGGAAAUGCAGCCCAAGUGGCGUGUGAUCUUCGCAAUCGACGGCCCGGACGGCUUGACGUCCAGAGAGUUGUCCCUGGCAUUGUCUGAGACACCGGAACCUCCGACCAGCCAUCGUUUACGCUUCAUCAUUUAUGGCGUCCGAGCUCAAGCCACAGGUGUGGAGGAGGUGAGAGAGCUUGGGAGUUGCGAGCUGUGUGCUGGCUAUGAUCUGCCAAUCUCCGACCUUCGUCCAGCUGACCCCAGGGCCCAGCGCAUCAUUGAAGUGUCUGCUGCAGAGGCCGAGCUAGGAGCAGCUGCCCUGACUCCAGCUCUACGUGCCACCCUGCAGCUGUCCACCCGACGUGCUGGUCGUUUACGAGAAGUGGCAGGCGAUCCAGUUGGACGUCGAUGAAGAGAAUCUGCCUGCCUUGCGGCUGUUUUUUGGCGAUCGGUGGAGGCAUUCGCUCCGAUGGGCCCACCGAAGUGAGGAGAUGAGAGUUUCAGGACGGCUGAGCUCAAAAAACCCAGCAUCCAGC